AUGGUUAGCGCUAGAGGCAAAGUGAAGCUCACGCGCAUACUUGAGCGGAGCAAGAGGAAGUCAUCAUGGAAAAAGAGGGUAGCAGGCGCAAAGAAGAAGCUGAGUGAGGUUACCACCCUUUGUGAUGUCAAAGCAUGUCUUAUAAUGUACCCUCUUGAUGACCCUCUUGAUCAUAAACCUCUUGAGACAGUUGUUUGGCCAUCCCAUGAGGGCGCCCGAGAAGUGAUAGCUAAGUACAUGAGCGAGAAUGAGCUCGUACGCGGCAAAAGGAUGGCCAACCCAGAGAGCCACAUGCAAGAAAUGGUCGUGAAGGCCACGGCGAAAUUGGACAAGCAAAUGUAUGAAAUCAAAAUUAAACAGAUGAAACUUUGCAUGAUGAAGUGUUUUGAGAUCGGUAGGGUUCCACCUAAUUUGAGCCUGGAUGAUACCAAUCUUAUGGGCAACCUGAUUGACCGUUAUCUGAUGGACAUUGAUUUAAGGCUGAAGAAACUUGAGAUGGAAGAAGAGGAGGCUCAUCAGAACCAAGCUGCCACAACUGUUGCUGGUGCAUCUAGGAACAAAGGAAAGGAACCUAUGAACUAUGAUGCAUCUAGGAACAAAGGAAAGGAACCUAUGAACUAUGAUGCAUCUAGGAACAAAGGAAAGGAACCUAUGAACUAUGACUAG
Lotus japonicus is the source of this 666-nucleotide messenger RNA. RefSeq names its product agamous-like MADS-box protein AGL80. Gene Ontology annotation, biological process: positive regulation of transcription by RNA polymerase II. Gene Ontology annotation, molecular function: protein dimerization activity; DNA-binding transcription factor activity, RNA polymerase II-specific; cis-regulatory region sequence-specific DNA binding. The transcript has a single exon. Bases 1 to 666 code for a protein of 221 amino acids. NCBI's taxonomy places the organism in Eukaryota, Viridiplantae, Streptophyta, Magnoliopsida, Fabales, Fabaceae. The record is from RefSeq and is a predicted model, not a curated record.